AUGGCUUCGGCCGUUACGACGUCGCAACUACUUUUGUACCUGCCCGCGGCCACGCUCGCAUAUGUGGUAUCGAGCAUCCGGCACCUACGAGGCCCGGCCGCAACAAGUUGGCUGUCUGGCAACAUCCAUCGAUGGCAGGUAGACGAUGCUGCCUGGAUUGACACGUACGGCCCGACAUUUGAGUUCAAAGACUGGUUCUGUGCAGACGCGCUCUACACACUGGACGCCAAGGCUCUGAACCACGUACUUACCCAUUCGAGCAACUAUCCGAAGCCCGGUACGGUCGCGUUCAUGUUAGGCGAAAUUUUUGGUCAUGGGGACCAGCACCGUCAACAGAAUCCUGCAUUCUGGCCUGCACAAAUACGGGAACUGGAAAGCAUAUUUGUGGAGGAAGCGCACAAACUCAAGAACGUCUGGAAGGCCCGGACACUAAUGUCACAAGACGCCGUCACUAUAGAUGUGGCAUCCGACAUGAGCAAGACGGCUCUCGAUAUGAUCGGGCUCGCAGGCUUCAAUUACCCGCUCAACUCGCUUGACGAGAGCGGCAAACCCAACGAGCUCAAUGCUGCCUUCACUUCGGUGUUCGGAGCCCUCACAGGAGGAGGACGCGGCACCGUUUACACCUUGCUGCUCCAUCAUCUGGUACCGCUGUCGCGAUAUUUGCCUGGCGAAUUCUCACGGCUUAGGGACGCUUCUCAGGAAGUGACGCGGCGGGUCGGGAUGCAGCUCAUCCGAGAGAAGAAGGCAGAUGUCCUGAAGGCAAUGUCGAGCGGAAAGGAGUCGAGCGAAGUGCUAGGCAGUCGCGACCUGCUCACCUUGCUGAUCAAGGCGAACAUGAACAGCAACAUCCCAGAGCAUCAAAGGUUGUCGGACGAAGACGUACUUGCCCGUCACGAAACGACGAGCUACGGAAUGACAUGGUGUCUAUUUGCGCUCGCCCAGGUCCCAGAGGUGCAGCAGAAGCUCCGCGAGGAGCUGCUCGCCGUCGAAACGGAGACGCCGUCCAUGGACGAACUCAACGCGCUGCCGUACCUCGACGCGGUAGUGCGCGAGACGCUCCGCGUGCACCCGCCUGUGCGCCACACAGUGCGGGUGGCGCUCAAGGACGACGUGAUUCCGUUCGGCACGCCCUUCUACGACCGCCAUGGGCGGGUACGAGACUGCGUUAGGAUGCGGAAGGGCAUGCAGGUGAUCAUUCCUAUCCAGACUAUCAACACGUCCAAACCUGUCUGGGGAGAAGACGCGUCCGAAUUCAGGCCCGAUAGAUGGGAGAAGCGGCCAGACGCGGCCCAGUCUGUCCCGGGAGUGUGGGGCAACCUCAUGACGUUCUUGGGCGGACCACACGCGUGCAUCGGGUACCGAUUGGCACUCAUGGAGAUGAAGGCGCUGCUUUUCGUCCUCGUGCGAUCCUUCACCUUCGAACUGGCGCUCCCCGCAGAAGAUAUCAUCAAGAAAUCCGCCAUCGUACAGCGGCCGUACAUCCGUGAUGCAUUGGAGAAGGGCAGCCAACUCCCAUUGCGUGUAAAGUUGUACAAGCCAAUCUAGCUGACACCGCGUAACUGAACCUGCUGCUACAUCCUAACUUAUUCUUGUAAUUUACUAGUAGAGCCACGCCCAAACAACUGGUGUAUCCCCUGUGUGCCAGUACAGACGGCAUGUCACGGAAAGCGCCUACCCGCACGAAUCUGAACAGGGCUCCGGUCCUCGUUUGGUUCCUAUAACUCUCUGAACUGGUCCACCUUGUCGGGAUAGCCCAUCUGGAGCCCUACUCUGAGUCAGUGCUGGCAUUGCACAACUUCAGGCCUAAGCCUCGGUAUCCGCACGGAAAUGUUCACGCUCAUUGUUGCAUAGCAAACGAGGUCCGGGGGCGUUAGGCCUCAAA
Molecule: messenger RNA, 1882 nt
Organism: Fomitopsis serialis
Lineage: Eukaryota; Fungi; Basidiomycota; Agaricomycetes; Polyporales; Fomitopsidaceae
Product: cytochrome P450
Exons: 12
Coding region: 1-1545 (514 amino acids)
Molecular function (GO): iron ion binding; oxidoreductase activity, acting on paired donors, with incorporation or reduction of molecular oxygen; heme binding
Source: RefSeq, a predicted model, not a curated record